AUGUUUGGAAGAGCACCUAAGAAAAGUAAUAACACGCAGUACUAUGAAGUCCUUGGAAUAGCUAAGAAUGCUUCUCCUGAAGAUGUGAAGAAAGCUUACAGAAAAGCUGCGAUUAAGAAUCAUCCUGAUAAGGGUGGAGAUCCAGAAAAGUUCAAGGAGGUGGCACAGGCUUAUGAGGUUUUGAGUGACCAGGAGAAACGUGAAAUUUAUGAUCAGUAUGGUGAGGAUGCAGUUAAGGAAGUAGGAGGAAUGGGUGGAGGCGGUUGCGGUGGUUACGAUUCCGAUCCCUUUGAGAUGUUCCAGAAUUUCUUCGGGAGACAGAGUCGCGGACCAGGAGGAAAAAGGAAGGGAGAAGAUGUUGCACAUCCCCUGAAGGUAUCUCUGGAGGAUCUUUAUGGUGGAACUACGAAUAAAUUGUCCCUCUCCCGCAAUGUAAUUUGCUCCAAGUGUAGUGGCAACAACACGAAAUCUGGUGCUUCAACAAAGUGUUCUGGUUGCAAAGGUUCUGGUACGAAAGUAUCACUGAGGUAUAUAGCUCCUGGAAUGGCCCAGCAGGUGCAGCAUGCAUGUAAUGAGUGUAAGGGUACAGGAGAAAAAGACAUCAGCCCGAAGGACCGCUGCCCUCAAUGCAAAGGUAAGAAGGUUGUCCCGGAGAAGAAGGUGCUGGAAGUGCAUGUUGAGAAGGGAAUGCGGAAUGGACAGAAAAUCAAAUUCCCUGGAAAGUCUGAUGAAGCUCCAGACACUGUCACAUGGGAUAUAGUCUUUGUGGUGACUCAUAAGGAUCAUCCCAAGUUUAAGAGACAGGGUGAUGAUUUAGUUGUGGAGCAAAAAUUGUCCCUGACUGAAACCCUCUGCGGAUUUCAGUUUGCACUGACCCACCUUGAUGGUAGGCAGCUCCUCAUCAAGACUAACACUGGGGAAGUCAUCAAGCCUGAUUCAGCCAAGGCAAUAAAUGAUGAAGGGAUGCCCAUGUAUGAGAGAUCAUUCAUGAAGGGUAAGUUGUAUGUCAAAUUCAAUGUGGAUUUCCCCGAUUCAUUGACAACGGAACGGUGCAAAGCACUGGAAGCUGUCCUACCUCCAAGGAAAUCGCCACAACUGAAUGACUCUGAAAUUGAUGAGUGUGAGGAGAUUACUCUUCAUGAUGUGACCUUUGAGGAAACAGAGAGAAAACAACCUCAAGAUCAACCUCAAGCUCGAGCUGGAGAGGCAUAUGAUGAAGAUGAUGAUAUGCAUGGUGGUGGUCAUCCAGGGGUCGGGUGCGCACAGCAGUAG
Papaver somniferum (opium poppy) is the source of this 1272-nucleotide messenger RNA. RefSeq names its product dnaJ protein homolog. The coding region runs from base 1 to 1272 and encodes 423 amino acids. Gene Ontology annotation, molecular function: Hsp70 protein binding; ATP binding. Lineage: Eukaryota; Viridiplantae; Streptophyta; Magnoliopsida; Ranunculales; Papaveraceae. Gene Ontology annotation, biological process: protein refolding; response to heat. The transcript has a single exon. Gene Ontology annotation, cellular component: cytosol; cytoplasm. The record is from RefSeq and is a predicted model, not a curated record.